Ectocarpus sp. CCAP 1310/34 is the source of this 550-nucleotide messenger RNA. Lineage: Eukaryota; Phaeophyceae; Ectocarpales; Ectocarpaceae. The record is from the annotation of a GenBank genome assembly.
UAUUUUUGCUGCCAACAGCAGUAUGUUCAUGUGUGGUGUGUGUGUUUUCGUUGCAUUUAUGUCGGGCGCGAGCCUUUGCCGUUCGUUACACGGUUGACUCACCUGUCUACGUCACACAAAUAUUCAGCAGGAAUACAUUGUACUGUUGUACAGCAUUUACAGCAGUACUUUACCGCACCUGAGCAGGCUUGCAUGUGCGAUGUCUCUCUGUGCAAUGUCCAACCUUAACUUUGAGUUGAAGCGAAAGAUGCGGGAGGUGUGGGUGCAGAUUCGUAAAGGUUGGUACGGGGACAAGGAAUGGCCAGGCCAGGAGGGGAGGUGGAAGGCAGCCGAUUGUUCGAAGGUGGUUGACCACGCCAUUGGAGAGAUGAAUAAGUGGGUCAAGGACCGUGAUGGAGUGCUUUCUGGUACGAUAGGCAGCCUCGAAAAGCCGGACGGGUACGAUACAGAUGAUGUGUCGCCCGUGGGUGAUGUCGAGGAAGGGGUAGGGGAGCAGAUCCAGCAGGAAAGCGCAGAAUGGGGUGAUGGCAGCGACGAGGUUGAACCAUGA